This is a messenger RNA of Lepisosteus oculatus (spotted gar), 4985 nucleotides long. The record is from RefSeq and is a predicted model, not a curated record. Lineage: Eukaryota; Metazoa; Chordata; Actinopteri; Semionotiformes; Lepisosteidae.
UUGUAUUCAGGAAACAUGGCUGCGGACUCUUCAAUGGAGCUUCUUUUUUUGGAUACUUUUAAACAUCAGAGUGCAGAGUUCACGAAUGUGGAUGUGGUCCGCUUUCCAUACGGAGUCCUUAUCACAGAAGUGCGUGUGAUUCCUCCUGGCAUCAAGGCCCACAGCACCUUGCCGGACAGCAGACUGUUUGGGGAGACGUCGCCUCAUGCAUUUCAGCUGGACCUGUUCUUCAACAAUGUGGCCAAGCCCAGCGCUCCAGUGUUUGACAGGCUGGGGAGCCUUGAGUACGACGAAAAUAAGUCCAUUGUUUUCAGACCCAGUGGCAAGGUGAACACGGAUGGGCUGGUGCUGAGAGGCUGGUACACCAGCCUGACGCUAGCAGUGUACGGCACCGCAGAGAGAGCCCUGGGUCACGAGCGGGACUCCCCGCCGCCGCCCCCGCCCCCUCCGCCUCCGCCCCAGCAGCAGGCGGGCCUGAAGAGGAGCGCCAAGCAUGACUGGGAUAAAGAAGACCAGUACAACGGCAGCCCACCCAGACCCCAGCCCAGAGGGCCCAGGACGCCCCCGGGCCCCCCCCGCGAUGAUGGCUAUGAGCAGAUUUCUAGUGAUGAGGAAGACCUGGAGAAUGGGACUUUCAAGCUCCCAAGCUUUGACAUCAACUAUACAGAUGAGGACCUGGCUGCAGUGCCCAGUAUGCAGUAUGACCUCUAUGAGAGGGAGAUCCGCCCCCUGCUGUUUUUCAGCCCUCCUUACAGGACUAAGUUUGAGACAGAAGUGAGCAAAAUGAAGGACUCUGAUUUGCAGGAAGAUCUGCUGGUGGCUGCAGAGUCUUCGGCCAAACUCGUUGAGCUUCUGGAAACGUACAGGGAAGACAGAAGUUCCAAGUGGGUUAUGGCUUUGGAGGAAGUGCCAGGUCUGUUAGUGAAGGGCCUGAGUUACCUGCAUGUGAAAGACUCAGAGCACAACCACCUUAAGCAGCUGGUAGAGUGGACGGGGCACGCCUUGUGUCUGCAGUCCGCUCUUGCGCAGCCGAUAGCUUUUAAUGUCAGGCAGCUGAAGGCAGGAAGCAAACUGGCCUCUUCUCUUGUGGAAUGUGGGACCCAAGCAGUGCUGGCUCUCCUCGAAGGCAAAAUCAUCAGCAGACUCUUUGAGCUUUUGUUUGCGGAGCACGUGUCCUCCUCCUUGAAGCUCAACACGUUGAAGUCCUUGGACAGCCUCAUCAGUGUCUCUGAAGGGAUGGAAGCGUUCUUGAGCAGCACGCUGGAAGGCCAGGACAAGAGCGGCUAUCCGAAGCUGGUGGAGCUGAUCCUGUUAGACCAGACCGUCCGAGUGGUGACAGCUGGCACUGCCAUCAUCCAGAAGGCCCACUUCUAUGAGAUUCUGUUGGAUCUGCAGAAGACUGCAAGUGCGUGGGCGGAGAAACUUCCCUCUGCACCAGGCCCUAGUGAAUGCGAGCCCGACCCGGACUCUGGGCAAGAGAAGUCCACCAAGGAGGAGGAGGGUGAACCUGAGAGCCCCAUGGACAUGGAUCACCUCCUGGCUUCUUCUAACAUUACUGAAGGAGACUUGGAAAAGCUCAUCAGCAUGCUUGAUGAGCUGUUGCAUCUCUUGGAAACAGCGCCCCACACUAUGAUCCAGCCCCCUAUCAAGUCUUUCCCCACCACAGCACGCAUAACAGGGCCUCUUGAGAGAGAUGAUCCCUAUCCUGUUCUCUUUAGGUACAUGCACAGCCGACACUUCCUGGAGUCUCUUACAGUGGUCCUGUCCAACCCAGCGGCCAGCGCCCACCCCGGAGUGCUGCAGGCUGUGAAGGACCUGCUGCGCUUCCUGGCACAGACUCAGAGAGGCCUGCUCUUCCUCAUGGCCGAACACGAUGCCACCAACCUGCUGGCAAGGGUCCUGACUCAGAUCCUGGAGCAGGAGCCCGAGGAGGGCGCCCCCGCAGACGGCCCUGCCGAGGACAGCUUCGCUCUCUGGCUGAUGCACGCCCUGCACGCUCUGCAGUGCGUGGCGGAGCUGUUCAACCACUUCGCUGGGGAGGGGGGCCUGGAGGAAGGGGACAUCCCAGGGGUCCUUGGGACCCUGCACAGCCUCUACCUCAUCUCCUUCAGCUCCACGGGCCGCUCCGCUGUGUCCCACAUCUUUAGCCUGGACCAGAACUUCUCCUGCCUUGUGACGCUGAUGGAACACUAUUCCAAAGAAGGCUUAGGGGAUUCGAAAGCAAGGAAGACUGUGACCUACAACUACGCCUGUAUGCUGGUUUUGCUGGUCGUGCAGUCGUCCAGUGAUGUGCGAAUGCUGGAGCACUACGCUGCAUCGCUGCUCAAAGUGUGCAAGGCUGACGAGAAUAACGCCAAACUGCAGGAACUCAGCAAGUGGCUUGAACCUUUGGAGAAACUGCGAUUUGAAAUAAACUGCAUUCCGAGUCUAAUUGAAUAUAUUAAACAGAACCUGGAGAACCUGAUAACUCAGGAAGGGGCCGGGGUCAUGACAGCUCUCCGCAUUCUGUGUCAUAUUGCCUGCCCUCCCCCUGCCGUUGAAGGUCAACAGAAGGACCUGAAGUGGAACCUCGCGGUCAUUCAGCUGUUCUCUGCCGAGGGGAUGGACACCUUCAUCAAGGUCCUGCAGAAGCUGAGCUGCAUCCUGCUGCAGCCCUGGCGUCUCCAUGGCAACAUGGGCACCAGCCUGCAGCGCGUCAUGAUCGUCUCGGUGGCCUGCAGCACCCUCCGGCUGCUCAAGUGCAUGCUGACGGAGCUGCUGCGGGGCGGCUCCUUCGAGUUCAAGGACACGCGCGUGCCCUCCACGCUGGUCGCGCUGCACAUGAUCCUCUGCUCCGUGCCCGUCUCGGGCCGCCUGGACCCCGAGGAGCAGAAAAUACAGAGCGACAUCAUCGCCAUCCUGCUCACCUUCACGCAGGGGGUCAAUGAGCAGGCCACGGACACGGAGGAGACGCUGGCCAACAACACCUGGUCGCUGAUGCUGAAGGAGGUGCUCUCUUCUGUCCUGAAGGCUCCCGAGGGGUUCUUCUCGGGUCUCGCUCUGCUGUCGGAGCUGCUGCCCCUGCCGCUGCCCAUGCAGACCACACAGGCGAUUGCGGCGCAGGACGUCGCCGUGGCGCUCAACACCCGGAAGCUGUGGAGCAUGCACCUCCACGUCCACGCCAAGCUCCUGCAGGAGAUCUCUUCCCCUGUUCCUGUUGGGCUUCAGGACAUCGCACUGAUAGUGAACACCUCUUCAGAAGGCUCUGUCUCUGAAGCAGAGCAGCUGGCCAACGCCCUGCCCUCCAAGGAGCUGCUCUCUGCCAUGUGUGACGCGAUGCUGGAAGCUCUGGGCAACACGGACAGCAGCUACACUGUGGUCCUCACCUGCAUCAGGACCAUGAUGUUCUUAACAGAGCACGACUACGGCUUCUUCCACUUAAAAAACGCUCUUAAGAAACACAGCACUGCCCUGUGCGGACUGAUCAAAAGGGUGAUCUUCGCCUUCAACAAGGAGUCUGCUGAGCUGGUGUCCGUUCUGCUGGACUUCCUCAGACAGAUCUUAAACACUGACUCGCUGGGCUGCUGCGGGGAUGAAGGCCCAACCCCCAUGGAUGUUGAUGGGAACAGCCCACCCCGCUCGCUGGCUCUCAGUGCUGCCGAGAUGAAGCAGCUCCUGCAGUGGAAGGAAGAUUCACAGGAUCACCUGCUGCAUGAGCUGGAGAAAGAAAUCACGGAAUAUUCUAAAGACGACGACAACCUUGAGACUUUACUGGAGAAUGUGGUUGGACUUAGGCAGACACUGGAAAGCGCUGUCGAAUCUACCUCUUCAAACGAGCAAGAGACUGAGCCUAACCUGCCUGCUCCAGAGAGCCUGCCCGUUCAGUUCAAUAAUAGGACGGUAUAUGUCCUGUCUGAUGUGUUUGAUGAUCAGCUGAAGGCAUUGUGGUUCUCCCCCUUCCAGACAGAAGAUAUUGACACUGACCUCGACAUGGUGAAGGUGGAUUUGGUGGGCCUUUCCGAAGAGUGCUGCCCCGAUUUCGACCUGAAGGCGGAGCUGGAGAAGUCCUUCCUGAUGGAGCCCUCCUCCCCCGGGCGGACGAAGCCCCCCAAGGGCUUCAAGCUCGGCAAGCACAAACACGAGACCUUCAUCACCUCCAGCGGGAAGUCCGAGUACAUUGAACCCGCCAAGAGGGCCCACAUCAUGGCCCUCCCGAGGGGCCGAGGCAGGGGGGUCUUCGGGCAGCUGUGCCGGCCGCACGACAUCUUCCGGCAGAGGAAGCAGAACACCAGCCGGCCUCCCUCCAUGCACGUGGACGACUUUGUGGCCGCGGAGAUCAAGGACAUCGGGCCGCUCACGGGCCUGCUGCAGGCCAAGAGGACGCCCAAGGGCUCCCCGAAGGUGCCGGCGCGGGGGCUGUUCGCCGGGAGCAGAGGUGGCCGGGGGGCCUUCCACAGCCAGACCCGCUUCUUCACCCCUCCGGCUCCCAAAGGCAAUUAUAACCGCAGGGAAGGAGGCCGAGGGUCCAGCUGGAGUGCCCAGGUGGCGCCUGUGACGCACAGAGGGACGUACAGUGAGGCCAGGGGUGGCCAGAGCAACUUCGCUAGAGGACCUCUUCCAUCUAGGCAGCCCUCAGCAGGUGCCUACCGGCUGGCUCCGCGGGACCGGGCCCCUCGCGGCCGUGGGACAGGCCUGUCGUGGGUGAGCGGCGGAGGAGGGGGGGGCGGCAGCUCCCGGGGGAAGUUCAGCAGCGGGGGCGGCGGGGGCGGCCGCGGGAGGCACGUGCGCUCCUUCACCAGGUAGACUCGGACAAGGGAGGACUGCUCACUGCGGGGAACGGCGAGGCCUCCUGUGGGGACUUGUGCCACUGAAGGACCCAGGCCGAUUUCUCUGCGGUGUCCGGAGACAUGAAACUCUUACUUGCAGACUUAAAUUCCAGUGACGUUUGUGCUUUCCUUUUUUUUUUAAAGAUGCGUUGUAAUUUCAAAUAAAAUAAUGAAACUAAA